CGACGACAUCCACGACGCCGCGGCUACUUCUUCUCCCCUCCGGUGGCCGUAUAUCCGGUCUCUCCUUUAUCCUUCAUCUCCUUCUUGGUCUUGCUGCUUUGCCGACUCUCGAACCUCGUCGCUCUCUCCCAUCUCCCCAGACAACAGGAUUGUCUUUUGUUAUCUGUUCUCGGCCAGUCGGAGUAGCUGUUAUCGCCGAAGAUCCCGGCUGCUCUUCGCUCACAAUGAAGCCCCUUUCAUCGUCUCUGCUCAAGCUCCUCUUCUGUGUCGCAGCGCCUUUUCUGCCCGUAUACGCAGCCGCCGACUCGGGCUCGAAAGAUUCCCUCUCACCCUGUGUGGUCCGCUCCCCCACCACCGGUCUCUUCUACGAUCUCAAUGCAAUUUCCUUAUCGCCUCCGCCGGCCGACGGGGAGAAGCCUCGCAAGAACGCCCGAGAAGGCAGCUGGCACGCCAAGGGCCACGACUACGGGGCCAACUUCACCGUCAACAUCUGUGCGCCCGUGCUGGAAGACGUGCAGGAUGUCGUGGGGGUGGAUCGCGCGCGCUGGCAGAACGUCAGCGCAUACUACGAGAAGGAGGGCAAGAUAUAUUCCAUUGGGCAGCAGGCGUCCGAUCCGUUCUUCCGGGGCCGCAAAUUGGUCAUGAACUACACGGAUGGCUCCCCGUGUCCGGGCGACUACCUAGGCAAUGGCAGCACCCGCAACAAAUCCACCAUCAUGUCGUUCCUGUGCGAGCGCGACUCGCCGCCCUCACAGGCCACCGUCUCUUUUGUCGGUACCAUGGACCAAUGCACGUACUUUUUUGAGGUGCGCAGCUCGGCCGCGUGCGGAGCGACCGCUCCGAUCCCGCCGAACCAGGGGCUGUCGCCUGCGGGAGUCUUUGGCAUCAUUGCUUUGAUCGCGGUCGCAGCUUAUCUGGUGGGUGGCUGCGCGUAUCAGCGGACUGUCAUGCACCAGCGCGGCUGGCGGCAGUGCCCGAAUUACAGCCUGUGGGCAGGCAUGGUUGAUUUUGUCAAAGACAUGUUCAUCAUCCUGCUUUCCUCCAUCGGCCGGCUCUUCCGGGUCAAUCGCUCCCCGACCCUCGGCCACACACGCUCCUCCGCCAGCUACGGGCGACGAGGCGACCCCGAUGCUGCGAACCGGUUGAUAGAUCAGCUGGAUGAGGAAUGGGAGGAUUGAUUCAUGAUGGCCGUGCCGUGAUGAAGUGAGUUUGGGUUUCGUUGCAUCGCAUCGCAUCGCAUUUCCCGUGUCGAGAAAAGACAAUGCAUGACCUCUUGUUUGGACAACCCUUAGAGCGCGACAAAUUUUUUUGGGUGGUGCAGUUAGUCUGCUGUGAUGUGUGAUGUGGCAAGUGUACUGAUAUAAUUGGGUUUGGAUGAUGGAUAUGCGUAUACGUAUGGGUUAUGGUAGCAGUAGGUUUCGGUUUU
Messenger RNA from Aspergillus saccharolyticus JOP 1030-1, 1426 nucleotides. RefSeq names its product putative vacuolar sorting receptor (Mrl1). The record is from RefSeq and is a predicted model, not a curated record. NCBI's taxonomy places the organism in Eukaryota, Fungi, Ascomycota, Eurotiomycetes, Eurotiales, Aspergillaceae. The transcript has 4 exons. The coding region runs from base 225 to 1178 and encodes 317 amino acids. Gene Ontology annotation, biological process: vacuolar transport.